Wallemia mellicola CBS 633.66 is the source of this 7941-nucleotide messenger RNA. RefSeq lists its product as hypothetical. Gene Ontology annotation, molecular function: ATP hydrolysis activity; dynein light intermediate chain binding; minus-end-directed microtubule motor activity. Gene Ontology annotation, biological process: microtubule-based movement. The transcript has 10 exons. Gene Ontology annotation, cellular component: dynein complex. The record is from RefSeq and is a predicted model, not a curated record. Bases 7 to 7929 code for a protein of 2640 amino acids. NCBI's taxonomy places the organism in Eukaryota, Fungi, Basidiomycota, Wallemiomycetes, Wallemiales, Wallemiaceae.
AAAAAAAUGUCUAAUAAGCAACUGAAUGGGCAGCCUCAAUCCGGGACCGCUCAAGUUGAGUUGCUCGGUAAAUCACUCAAUAUCAAUCAAAGAAUGGGUGUUUUUGUUACUAGUAAUCCAGGAUACGCUGGACGUAGCAAUCUCCCAGAUAACCUUAAGAAAUUAUUCAGAUCUCAAGCUAUGACUCAACCAGAUCGUGAAUCUAUCGCCCAAGUUAUGCUAUUCUCCCAGGGUUUCAGAUCAGCCGAGACAUUAGCAUCGAAGAUAGUACCAUUCUUCGUUCUCUGCGCUGAACAGCUUUCACCGCAGCCACAUUAUGACUUUGGUUUACGCGCACUUAAAGCUGUACUCAUUUCUGCUGGUAAUCUCAAGCGCGAUCGUAUUCUUACAUCUGGUACAUCAUCUAAUCAAGAUGAUAACGACCAGGUUGAACAAGAAAUCCUCAUCCAAAGUGUUACGGAAACUAUCGUUCCUAAGCUCAUCGCUGAGGAUGUUCCGUUGCUAACUAAUUUACUAUCUGACGUUUUCCCUGGUAUUGAAUACGUUCCAGUUGAUUUAACGGCCUUAAAAGAAAAGAUAUCUCAAGUUUGUCAUGAAAGAAAGCUCGUACAAGGUGACCUUUGGUUGACAAAAGUGCUACAAUUAUACCAAAUCCAACGUAUACAACACGGUUUAAUGAUGGUCGGUCCAGCUGGUACGGGUAAAACUCAAGCAUGGCAAACCUUAUUACAAGCUCUAGAAAGAUACGAUGGUAUUGAAAGUGUUUCUUACGUUAUUGAUCCAAAAGCAAUGUCAAAGGAAGCACUCUAUGGUACCCUAGAUCAGACAACACGUGAAUGGAAUGAUGGUUUAUUUACUCACAUACUCCGAAAAAUUGUUGAUAAUGUUCGUGGUGAAAGUUCCAAGAGGCAUUGGAUUAUCUUCGAUGGUGAUGUCGAUCCCGAAUGGGUAGAAAACCUGAAUAGUGUGCUUGAUGAUAACAAGCUUCUCACUUUACCAAAUGGUGAACGUCUCAAUUUACCUUCCAAUGUUAGAAUUAUGUUUGAAGUUGAGCAUCUCAAAUAUGCAACUCCAGCAACAGUCAGUAGAUGUGGAAUGAUUUGGUUUAGUGGAGAAGCUGUAACACAAGAAAUGUACUGCAAGAACUAUUUGGAUACACUUUCUAACGUGCCACUUGAUGGUGAUGAAGAAACAGGAAUUGAUUUGGCCGUACGUCGUGGUGAAGUCAUCUCAUCUAACAAUCAACAAGUCUCACCAUCGCUUGAACUUCAAAGAAAGGUUGUGGAAAUCCUCAAGCCCUCCUUUCAGCCUGGAAUGAUAUUAGAAAAUGCAUUACAACACGCUAUGAGUUACCAACAUAUCAUGGAUUUCACUUUCAUGAGAGCGUUAACAACACUCUUUUCUCUAAUAAAUAAAUCGAUCAGAAAUAUCAUAGAACACAACGUACAGCAUUCAGACUUCCCACUAUCACUCGAACGCAUUGAACAAUAUAUUAACAAACGUUUCCUCGUUGCAAUUGUUUGGGCAUUUACGGGUGAUUCAAAACUAGACAUACGUUUAGAAAUGGGUGACUAUUUAAGGGGUCUUACAACAAUUGAAUUACCAAUGAUUGGUCAAGGAAUGUCACUUAUUGAUUACGACGUUAAUGUAGCCAACUCAGAAUGGUUUAAUUGGACUGAAAAGGUUCCUACAAUAGAGUUAGAAACCCAUGCUGUUACCGCUGCAGAUGUCGUAGUUCCUACUGUUGAUACCAUUAGACAUGAAGAAGUCUUAUACUCAUGGUUAUCUGAGCACAAACCAUUAAUGCUCUGCGGUCCACCAGGAUCUGGUAAAACAAUGACUCUAUUCUCUGCCUUGCGCAAGUUGCCAGAUAUGGAGAUUGUUGGGUUAAACUUUUCUUCUGCAACAACACCAGAGCUUAUUCUCAAAACGUUCGAGCAAUAUUGCGAGCUGCGUAAAACUCCAAAUGGUAAUGUUCUUGCACCAUCGCAAAUUGGUCGCUGGUUGGUACUCUUCUGUGACGAAAUCAAUUUGCCAGCUUUAGACAAAUAUGGUACUCAAAAAGUUAUCUCUUUCCUGCGUCAACUUGUCGAAUCAAACGGUUAUUGGCGCACUUCUGAUAUGACCUGGGUACAGCUUGAACGUAUUCAAUUUGUGGGUGCUUGUAAUCCACCUACAGAUCCUGGUCGUGUGCCACUCACUCAACGAUUCCUUCGACAUGCUCCUCUCGUCAUGGUUGAUUAUCCUGGUGAAAUAUCAUUAAACCAAAUUUAUGGUACAUUUAAUCGUGCUUUACUCAAAACAGUCCCCUCGUUACGUGGUUAUGCUGAAGCUCUAACUGGAGCAAUGGUUUCUCUAUACUUAGAAUCUCAGCGAAGAUUCACAGCUGACAUCCAAGCACACUAUAUUUACUCUCCACGUGAAUUAACUAGAUGGGCUAGAGGUAUUUUUGAUGCUAUCAAACCACUCGAUACCCUCACUGUUGAAGGACUAGUAAGAAUAUGGGCGCAUGAAGCUCUUCGUCUUUUCCAAGAUAGACUCGUACUUGCAGAUGAACGUAAGUGGACAGAUGACCGUAUAGACGCCAUUGCUUUGAAAUAUUUCCAUAAUAUCGACAGCAAACAUGCCCUGGCUCGCCCAAUACUUUUUUCAAAUUGGUUAUCAAAGAAUUAUGUCUCGGUAGAUCGUGAUGAAUUGAGGGAAUUUGUCAAAUCCCGUUUACGUAUUUUUGAAGAAGAGGAAUUAGACGUUCAACUGGUCUUAUUCGAUGAUGUACUUGACAAUGUCCUUCGUAUUGAUAGAGUUUUCAGACAAGUUCAAGGUCACGCACUCUUGAUUGGCGUUAGUGGUAGCGGUAAAACUACACUUUCUCGCUUUGUUGCAUGGAUGAAUGGUCUAAGUAUCUUCCAAAUAAAGGUUUCAAAUAAAUACACUGGUGAUGAUUUUGAUGAGGACCUCAGAACAGUUCUUAGAAGAGCUGGUACUAAAGGAGAAAAGAUUUGCUUUAUUAUGGACGAAUCGAAUGUUCUUGAUUCAGGUUUCUUAGAACGUAUGAAUACACUUCUUGCCAAUGCAGAAGUUCCUGGUUUAUUCGAAGGAGACGAACAUUCAGCACUUAUGACUGCCUGCAAAGAAGGAGCUGCUAAGGAUGGAAUGAUGUUAGAUUCACAUGAAGAGCUCUAUAGAUGGUUUACAAGCCAAGUCUCGCGUAAUCUCCAUGUCCUUUUUACAAUGAAUCCCCCAGAGAACGGCUUAGCUUCUAGAGCUGCUACUUCCCCCGCACUUUUCAAUCGUUGCGUUGUUACUUGGAUGGGCGACUGGGCACCAACAUCACUUUCAACAGUGGCAUCUGAGCUUACUGACCCUCUGGAUGUUGACAUGCGAGAUUACAUUCCUCCAACACCAUUCCCUUCUGCACAUCCUACACUCCAAGCCCCAAUUACAUAUAGAGGCGCAGUUGUCAAUGCGUUUGUAUACAUUCACUUAUCGCUACAUGAGAUAAGUAAACGUUUAAGUAAAAGACAAGGUCGCUAUAAUUAUAUUACACCACGCCAUUACUUGGAUUUCAUUGAUCAAUACGUUAAACUCUUUAAUGAGAAGCGAAAUGAGCUUGAAGAGCAGCAGCGUCAUUUGAAUGUGGGAUUGGAUAAGCUUAGGGAUACAGUUAUACAAGUAGAUGAACUGCAGAAGAGCUUAGCAGUCAAAGAUACACAACUCAAAGCUAAGGUAGCAGAAGGUGAUGACAAAUUAGCUAAAAUGUUGGAAGAACAAAAACAAGCUGAAAGUAAUAAAGCAACUUCUAUUGAAAUUCAGGCCAAGCUUCAAGAACAAAACGAACAUAUAGCUCAAAGGAAGGAAGUUGUUAUGACAGAUCUUGCAGAUGCUGAGCCAGCGGUCAAAAGUGCCCAAGAGUCUGUCAGUAAUAUCAAAAAGCAACACCUUACUGAAGUUAGAUCUAUGGGUAACCCUCCAGAAGCUGUAAAGUUGGCAAUGGAAUCCGUUUGUACAGUUCUUGGUCACAAACUGGAUGGUUGGAAAACAGUACAGGGUAUUAUUAGAAGAGACGAUUUUAUUAGUUCGAUCGUAAACUUUGAUACGACAAAGCAAAUGUCAAAAAACCUGAGUGAUCGUAUCAAGAAUGACUUCAUGUCAAGACCAAAGUAUAAUUUCGAGGACAUUAAUCGCGCUUCCAAAGCAUGUGGCCCACUGGUAAGAUGGGUAAUAGCUCAAGUGCACUUUGCGGAGAUUCUCGACAGGGUUGGUCCAUUGAGGAAUGAAGUCAAGUAUUUAGAGGAUAAGAGUUUACACACACAGAAGCAGGCAAGUGCUAUCAUAGACAUGAUCAAAGAACUUGAAGAAAGUAUUGAAAAAUACAAAGGCGAAUAUGCUGGAUUAAUUUCAGAGCAACAAGCUAUCAAGAGUGAAAUUGAACGAGUACAAAAGAAAGUUGAAAGAAGCAAGACGCUUUUGAAUUCACUUUCUUCUGAACAAGAGCGUUGGGAGACUAGUUCGAAAACAUUCGAGUCCCAGAUGAGUACGAUAGUUGGUGAUGUGCUUUUAUCAGCUGCUUUCCUUGCGUAUGCUGGUUUCUUCGAUCAACAAUAUAGAGAAGGUAUGUGGAAUGGAUGGUCAACAUAUCUCAGUGAUGCCGGAAUCAAAUACAAGCAAGAGCUCUCAUUUGCUGACUACCUUUCAACCGCAGAUGAUAGAUUGAGUUGGCAAUCUAAGUCUCUGCCUGCGGAUACUUUAUGUACAGAAAAUGCAAUAAUGAUGAAGCGCUUCAAUAGAUUUCCACUCAUCAUUGAUCCAUCCGGUCAAGCAUCUAACUUCCUUAUAAAUGAGUAUAAAGGCUCCAAUAGGAAGUUGAAUGUCACCAGUUUCUCUGAUAAUUCGUUCUUGAAACAACUUGAAUCAGCGAUGAGAUUCGGAAAUCCUAUUUUAGUUCAAGAUGUGGAAUUCUUGGAUCCUAUAAUAAAUCCAAUCUUAAAUAAGGAAAUAAGAAGAACAGGAGGUCGUAUACUUAUCCGUAUCGGUAAUCAAGAUAUUGACUACUCACCUACAUUUAACAUGUUCUUAAUGACUCGUGAUCCAAGCGUUGAGUUCAGUCCAGAUAUUUGCAGUAGAGUGACGUUUGUUAAUUUCACAAUGACUCGUAGCUCACUACAAUCACAAUCACUAGAUCAAGUGUUGAAAUCGGAGAGACCUGAUGUAGAUGCUAAACGUACUAAUCUUCUAAAAUUACAAGGUGAAUUCCGUUUGAGAUUGCAUUUCCUUGAAAAGGCUCUCUUACAAGCAUUGAAUCAAUCCACUGGUAACAUUCUCGAUGAUGAUAAGGUUAUUGAGACACUCGAAACCCUAAAAAAAGAGGCUGCCGAUGUUACUUUACAAGUUAAAGAUACUGAUACAACGAUGGCAGAAGUAGAUCAAGUAACAUCUGAUUAUCAACCGUUAGCGUCUGCAUGCUCAUCCGUGUUUUUUGUUAUGGAUCAAUUGAAUCUCAUCAAUCACUUCUAUCAAUUCUCGUUGAAGUUCUUUUUAGACAUUUUCGAUUACAUUAUUCGUCAAAAUCCAAAUUUAAAUGAAGUAACGGACUACAAAGAUCGUUUAAAUAUACUCACCAACGAUCUUUUCUUGGUUACAUUCCAAAGAACAUCUAGAUCGCUUUUACACGUUGACCAUGUUAUGCUGGCUGUCUUACUCGCUCAAGUUAAGCUUAGAACACUAGCUGGAGCAUAUGAUGAAGAUGAAUUUGAUUUCUUUAUUGGGGGUGGUGAUUCAUUAAUCGGUAAAACGAAACCCGAGAAUGAUUUACAAGAGUUGUUAAAUGAUGAGCAAGCUUCAAAAAUCAACCUUCUGAGUGUACGUGUUCCAUCAUUCUCUGAAAUCAAGAAUGUUAUUCGCACUGAUUCAGAUAAAUGGAGGUCGUUUUUGCUUGCCAAUCAACCUGAAUUAGAUGUUCCCUUAGGACACAAUGAUGGACUACCAGCAUCAAUACGAGAGAUAAGGGAAUUGCUGAUUAUCAAGUGUCUUCGUCCAGAUAGAUUAGUUCAAGCAACAUCACACUUUGUGAAUGCCGUUUUCAAUACAGAUUUGACGGAUUUGACAACGUAUAACUUCCAAAAUCUUGUGCAAAAAGAAGUCGGACCUCAGACACCGGUAGCAUUAUGUUCCGUUCCAGGAUAUGAUGCCUCAUAUAGGGUAGAUAACCUUGUUAGUGGAUUAGGUAUCAGGUGUAAUUCUGUAGCUAUGGGAUCACCAGAAGGAUUUCGACAAGCUGAGCAAGCUAUCACACAAUCAGCUAGAUCAGGCCAAUGGGUUUUACUCAAAAACGUUCAUCUAGCUCCUGGAUGGUUAACUCAAGUAGAAAAGAAGCUUCAAACAUUAAAUCCUACUCCAAAUUUCAGAUUAUUCUUGACUAUGGAAACAAAUCCGCUCGUACCAAUUAAUAUACUACGUCAAUCUAGAAUAAUAAUGAAUGAACCACCACCAGGUAUAAAAGCUAAUAUACUUGAAACUCUGAGGAAUAUUUCACCACAAAGUUUGCAAAAUGGACCUGUAGAGAAGAUGAGAUUAUACUUCUUACUUUCAUGGUUCCACGCAGUCAUCCAAGAGCGUCUGAGAUUUUGUCCACUAGGAUGGAGUAAACUUUACGAGUUUAAUGAUUCAGAUCAAGCUAGUGCACUUAAGAUGAUCGACACCUGGACAAAUAGGGUCGCAAAGGGUAGAUCAAAUGUUGAUCCAAGCACUUUUCCAUGGGAAGCAAUUAGGACUUUAUUGAAAGAGUCCAUUUAUGGUGGUAAAGUUGACAGAGAUUUCGAUCAAAAAUUGCUGAACACAUUUGUUGAUAAGCUUUUUACGCCUGAUGCGUAUGAGAUUAAUUUCCAACUCGUAUCCGAAGUUGAUGAUCAACCUGGUUUAAACAUACCAGAAGGAACAAAAUUGGAGCAAUUUAUUGCUUGGGCUGAGAAAUUACCUGAAAGGGAACCAACUACUUGGCUUAAUCUUCCAAUAACAGCAGAAAAGGUGAUAGCUGUUGCGCAUGGUUCUGAUCUACUUGGAAAAUUGCGUAAAAUGAAGAGUUUAUCCGAUGAUGAUGAGACUGUUUCCGUUAACACAAGUGAAGAAAGCAAUCAACAACCAGCUUGGAUGCGCACAUUGAUGUCUAAUUGUCAAGAAUGGUUGGAACUUUUACCGAAGGAUAUUGGUCAAUUUGAUACAGACGCAUCACGAGCGCAGGAUCCAAUUUUCAGAUUCUUUAAGAGAGAAUCAGAAAUCGGUAGAAGAUUAUAUAACACUAUCAGAUGUGAUCUUGACGAUUUGAUUAGUGUAUGUAAGGGUGAAAUGAAGCAGACGAAUCAUUUGCGUAAGCUUAUGAAUGAUUUGACUAAAGGAACUGUACCAUCGCAUUGGAAAAUCUACAGAGUACCAAAUAGUUGGACAAUUACACAAUGGGUACCAGAUUUCUCAUUACGUUUACAACAAAUCCAAAGAUUGGUUGGAGAGCAAAACACAUUAUCUCAAUCAACCAUUUGGUUUGGUGGUCUCUUCUUCCCCGGCUCAUACCUCACCGCUACGCGACAAGAAAGUGCCCAUAGAACACGCAUAUCAUUGGAAGAAUUGCAAUUAGAAUUAUAUAUUGAUAACUCUGAAGAAACUGGUUUUGCAAUUGAUGGACUCUAUCUUGAAGGAGCUGAUUAUGAAGGAGGAAAGAUUAAUGCGACAAAUCUGGAUCCAAUCAAGUUAAACACUUGCAAAUUGAAGUGGACUGAAAGGCGUAACCAUGAGAUAAGCAAUGCAGUUAGUUUACCAGUAUACCUUAAUCUUAAGGAUAGAGAAGUUGUACUUUUUAGUGCAAAUCUGAGCGCCGUAGAUGGGCUUUCUGAAGCGGAAGUAACACAACGUUCAAUUUGUUUAUCUGCUAGUAUUUAAUAAUGUAUUUCA